This is a messenger RNA of Paramuricea clavata, 1638 nucleotides long. NCBI's taxonomy places the organism in Eukaryota, Metazoa, Cnidaria, Anthozoa, Malacalcyonacea, Plexauridae. The record is from the annotation of a GenBank genome assembly.
AUGGCUCUUAGCGGUAUUGAACUUCCUGUGAUGCAAUGGGACGGCGAAAAUCUCAAGGAAAAUUGGCGACGUUUUAAACAACAUGUCGAAUUAAUGUUCUCUGGACCGCUGAGAUCAAAAAACGAAGCGGAGAAAUGCAGCUACCUACUCAUCUGGGUAGGGCAAAAAGGCAGGGAUAUAUACAACACAUGGUCGGAUAUCUCAGAAACAAACAGAGGUAAAUUAAAAACAUAUUAUGAUCGAUUCGAAAAGCAUGUCAAUCCGAAAGCAAACCCCGUCUUUGCCAGAUAUAAGUUUCAUAACAAAAUACAAGGCCCCACCGAGCCAGUAGAGGAAUUCACAACAGAGUUACAACUCCUAGCCCAAGAUUGUGAGUUCCACGACCAAAAUGAAAUGGUUAGAGACCGAAUUGUGUUUGGGACAAAUUCAAACAAAGUGAGGGAAAAACUUAUAAUGGAAGGGGCAGAACUCACGCUAGAAAAAGCUAUACAAAUCGCAAGAACCUAUGAAAAAACCCAAGCCCAACUCAAAAGCAUGUCUCCUGAAAACAAGGAAGAAAGCAUUCACUUAGUCAGACAGCAAAACCAAGGCAGUCAAUCUCAAAGAUCGAGACAAUCACUUGACCAAAAGUACCCCCAGCAAUCACUUGAACAAAAGUACCCCCAGCAAAUAAGCCAGUGUGGGAACUGUGGGAGAAAACACUACAGAUCAGAGAAAUGUCCAGCAAAAGGGCAAACCUGUUACCUAUGCAACAAGCCCAACCAUUUUGCACAAGUAUGUCGAUCAAAAGGGAGGCGGAGCCAAAUACACCCUAUCGAGAAGGUAGAAUGUGACCCCUCAAUGACCCAAUUUGAAACUCUAACUUUUGAAUCAAUCACUGUAGCUAAUGUUAACCACCAAAAUUUGAAGGCAGACGAAGUGUUUGCAGAGGUGGGCAUCCACCUAAAUCCAAAGCCCAAAGCAACAGUCAAGGCUUCCCUACAAACACACGCAAAGGCAUCACUGAAAGCCAAAGUCGAUACUGGUGCCCAAGGGAAUAUACUCCCCCUAAGAUUAUACCGGGCUAUGUACCCCUGCAAAAUUGAUCUGAAGGGCAACCCCAAGAAAGGAGCUACAAAACAUUCUAAUACUAUCCUCACAGCAUAUGGGGGAUCCAAGUUACACCACCAUGGCACCGUCACCAUUGAUUGCGAAUUCAAAGGCAAAAGAUCUGCUGCACAGUUCUAUGUCACAGACACACAAGGCCCUGCUAUCAUUGGCCUACCAACGUUGAUUGACCUCAACCUUGUGAAAUUCAAUUGUGCCAUACUCAAACAAGUGUUACACAGCAACACACUAUGGCCCACCACAAGAACCCCUGAGCAACCACCACUAACCACCAGAACCCCCGAACGACCACCAAUACCCAAACCAAUAAAGAGCAAAGAAGAUUUGAUAGAUCAAUACCCAAACUGUUUUAAUGGCAUAGGAAAAUUCGAAGGAGAAUACCACAUAACCACCGACCCAUCAGUCCCACCUGUUAUCCACCCUCCGCGACGAGUUCCAAUCAGUCUGAAAGAUGACAUUAAGAAAGAACUAGACGAGAUGGUUGCAAAUGGUAUCAUAACUAAAAUAAACGAAGGAGAGCCCACAAGAUGG